Molecule: messenger RNA, 857 nt
Organism: Saprolegnia parasitica CBS 223.65
Lineage: Eukaryota; Oomycota; Saprolegniomycetes; Saprolegniales; Saprolegniaceae
Exons: 2
Coding region: 1-822 (273 amino acids)
Source: RefSeq, a predicted model, not a curated record
AUGACGCCCCGAGCGCUGCUGGUGCUGCUGGCGCUCGUCGCCGUCGUGGCAGCCGUCGACAUCAAGAUCAAGCGCAAGCCGCGAACGAUCCGCGAGCCCAUAGCGAUCCGCGAGCCUGCGCCGUUCCGGACCGGCCUCCUCGACGACAAGACAGAGCCGCUCACCAAGUACGCGUCCGUCGACCACGAAAUGGGCGACGUGACGAUGCAUCUCUUCCACAACAUCACGUUCCUCUCGCCGACCAAGAAGGUGCUCCUUGGGCUCUGGAAGGGCUACGAGGUGGACGAGGCCAGCAUGCGGUACCGCGCGCUCCUCUUUGACGACGGCGACCUCUGUCCGCAGGACCGGUCGAAGCGGUACUCGGUGCGCCUCGAGCUCGCGCGGCGCGACUACGAAGGCAUGCGCGAGUACAUCCAGAGCGUCGAGACGACGUCCGAGCCGUGCCAGCUCAAGCUGCACCUCGAGUUCUACGCCCCUGAGGCGCGUCUGACGCUGCCACCCGAGCACGUCGAGCACGUUGCGAGCUGGUACGAAGACCCGACGUCACCCAAGGUGCUCUGCAAGAGCAUCAAGUGCGACUACGCGACGGUCCAAGACCAAGUCGAUGCGAUCGCCAUGUCCGUGCAAGCGCUGCAAGUGCAGAUCGACGCGCUUGCGUCGCCGCUUGUAGCCGACGACACGGCCGUGUUUGUUCAGAGCACGCUCGACGCGUCCAACGCCGUCUUGUCGGCGGCCACCUCGGUUCUCGGCACGGCCUCGCGCGUCUACGCCCGACUUGCCGAGCUCCAGCCAACCACAACCACGUGCACGGGGCCGCAGUGAUGCUCUGCACAGAACGCGGAAGAGAUCAAAAACAC